GAAGGAAAUUGAUUUAAAAAAAAAAUCUUUAUUUCACGUGAAAGUAAAUUUACCGUGUAAUGGUUAUAAUAUCCUCAUGGGAAAUUUUCUAAAUGUUUGAUAAAAUGGAAUUGAAGGAAGAAUUAUUAGAUGAUUUACAGGUAGCAGAGAAAAAUUGGACCAAAAUAAUAGAUAAAGCAAAAACUAUGGGGUAUCGUGAAGGUAAAAUGGAUGGUAAGGAAGCUGUUUAUCAAGAAAAUUUUGAAACAGGAUAUGAGGAUGGUUUUCGAAACGGGAAAAUAAUAGGAAUAAAACAGGGAAUCUCAAUAGGUAAACAAUUAUUUUUAAAUGAAUCGGAAAGCGACCAUAAAAGCGUUUUACAAAAAACAGAAAAAGACAUUUGUGUGAUAUGUCAAGACAGUGGACAAAUGGACAAAUCCUUAAGUGAAAUCAUAAAAAAUCAAGAGGUGCAUUUUCAAAAAAUUGUUGUAGCUUUACCGAUUGAUGAUUUAGUGGAAAAAAAAUUAAGGAACGAUUCUUAAUAGUUUUGGAAUUUGUG
Chrysoperla carnea is the source of this 538-nucleotide messenger RNA. RefSeq lists its product as uncharacterized. The record is from RefSeq and is a predicted model, not a curated record. NCBI's taxonomy places the organism in Eukaryota, Metazoa, Arthropoda, Insecta, Neuroptera, Chrysopidae. The transcript is spliced from 3 exons. Bases 93 to 521 code for a protein of 142 amino acids.